AUGGAGGGCGAGGGUUCCGAAGACCAAGACCAGGAUGCAAGAUCUGUAGGGGCGCUCAGCAUUCCGGCAGGCCUGGAAGCCCUGUGCCUUACUAGAUUCGACCAGCUCACGACUACGGGGCAGUUGAUUUACGAGCCCUCGACUGCUGAAACUGUUGAAGACCAAGGGUUCAUGGUCAACUUUCGAUUUGCGCCUCAUCUCCGUCGUAAACCUAUCACGCCCGCGGAUGCACCAGAACGCACCACCGGAAAAGGCCAUAAUCCAUUUCUCAAUCCACCUCCAAGUGAGGUACUCUCACCAGUUGGGCCAUAUCACCUCUUGCUCGUAAACAAAUUCAGUGUCUACAGACCCAGUCUUCUGCUGAUCACCCGCGAGUUUUCACCACAGGCAGAUGGUCUUAGCCGCAAUGAUUUAGCCGCUGCUUGGACGAUUCUGUGUCAUUUCAAAGAACCAUACAUGAUGAUUUACAACUGCGGGUUCGAAUCUGGGUCAAGCCAAGGCCACAAGCACAUGCAGCUCUGGCCCUACCCCAAUGAACAAGAACUCGGUUUUAAGCUGUUCCCAAGCCAGGCAAAAUCUGAUGUGUAUGUCACAGAGCAGAUAUCCAACGUUCCACACAAGCACUUUGUGCUUCUCCUGCCGACGAGUGCUGAUCUGGAUACCCUUGUGCGAACCUACGAUAAGCUCCUCAGAUGCGUCCGUCAAAGCCACUGCGAAGCUGGCAAAGGUACCGACUAUAACGUGAUCGUUGUUAAGGAGUGGAUGUGCAUGAUUCCUCGGCGACAUAGUGGACUUGACAGAGGAGCUGGGGCGAACUCCGCUGCGAUGCUGGGGCUUGUGUGGACCAUAACUGGAACGGAAAGGGAAGUUUGGAAUUCUACUGGACCUGCCGAGUACUUCAAGUACUUAGGAUUACCGCGAUGA
Cladophialophora carrionii CBS 160.54 is the source of this 924-nucleotide messenger RNA. RefSeq lists its product as uncharacterized. The record is from RefSeq and is a predicted model, not a curated record. The transcript has 2 exons. The coding region runs from base 1 to 924 and encodes 307 amino acids. Gene Ontology annotation, molecular function: ATP:ADP adenylyltransferase activity; ATP binding. Gene Ontology annotation, biological process: nucleotide metabolic process. Lineage: Eukaryota; Fungi; Ascomycota; Eurotiomycetes; Chaetothyriales; Herpotrichiellaceae.